UACUGAGCUUUCUCCGCAGCCUGCUCCAGCAGCUCCAAAAUGGCAUUUCAGGAAUUGAAUUACUGACAUUUCAGUACUUGCGGAAUCCAGGAAUAGAUUAUUUGAUUGUAUCUGUUGGAAGUCAUUGCCGUAACUGGCUUCGUUUUCUUUGCCAACAUCUAAACCGAGUGGGGAGAGACAGCAGGGGAAUGCCGUGGUGACUUGAUUUUCCCAAAAGCACAUCUCCCAAGCUGGCGGCAGCCGAUGGCGUUGCCCUGUGACUGGGGGAAGCCUGAGGACUCACGGUCGCCUCAGGCCGGCCACCUUCGCGCUGGAACCUGCCCAUCACAUCAACGAGCCCUCUCAGGCUGAAAACCCUGUGCUGGGGUGGCUGCAGCAAGACAAGGAUUCCCCUCCAGCUCUGUGGUGUGGGGAGCAGAAGGGCCACUGAGUCCUGCCGUGGGCAUGGUCUAGCGGCCCGGUCAGGACGCGGAAACACUCCCCGGAGUUUCUGACCCACUCCCUCUCGGCCUCCGCCUGGUCUCUGGUGUAGUCACCGUCACCAGCCGCCAUGGGCAAGCAGAAUAGCAAGCUGCGGCCCGAGGUGCUGCAGGACCUGCGGGAGAACACGGAGUUCACCGACCACGAGCUGCAGGAGUGGUACAAGGGCUUCCUCAAGGACUGCCCCACCGGCCACCUGACCGUGGACGAGUUCAAGAAGAUCUACGCCAACUUCUUCCCCUACGGCGACGCUUCCAAGUUCGCUGAGCACGUCUUCCGCACCUUCGACACCAACGGCGACGGCACCAUCGACUUCCGGGAGUUCAUCAUUGCGCUGAGCGUGACCUCGCGGGGCAAGCUGGAGCAGAAGCUCAAGUGGGCCUUCAGCAUGUACGAUCUGGACGGCAACGGCUACAUCAGCCGCAGCGAGAUGCUGGAGAUCGUGCAGGCCAUCUACAAGAUGGUGUCGUCUGUGAUGAAGAUGCCGGAGGACGAGUCCACCCCGGAGAAGCGCACGGACAAGAUCUUCAGGCAGAUGGACACCAACAACGACGGCAAACUGUCCUUGGAAGAAUUCAUCAAAGGUGCCAAGAGCGACCCCUCCAUCGUCCGCCUGCUGCAGUGCGACCCCAGCAGUGCCAGUCAGUUCUGAGCGAGCGGCCCCUGGACAGUUGCAGAGAAACACAGGCUUGUUGUGCCGUUUAAGCUUUGCUUGCAAGAGUGGAUGCCCCGCAAUCGUUCCUGCUCUCCCCGGCCCCGGGCCUGGGGCAUGCAUCGCACCUGCCCGGCCCCGCGGCUGCGCCUCCCUCCUCCACCUGACUAAUGCGACAUUCCUCCCCUCACGCCCGGCCCGGUCCCUUCCAGGGCAACUCCCAGGGAUGUGGUGACAUGCAGAGUUCAAGUGUUCUUGGUUCCAGGCACCUCCCGGCUCACAGGGAGCUCAGAGGUCCACGCCGAGGAGACCAGGCAGGACUUCCCGAGGCUGCGCCCCGGCCGGCCCAUGCAUUUUGUGAUCCCAAGUGACUCUGUGGGAAGGGUGGGGACGAGGCGUCGGGAGGGUAGACAGGGAGCCCCUCCCGUGCAUGGCUGCCCCCCCAUUCAUUUUCUCCACCACAGCCGCUUGCACGUAUAGAUACUGUGGUCCCCUUUCUUUUAAUAUAUAAAUUAUGUACGGUGAAGUGGAGUGUAUUGUGUAGGUCCCGUAUUUAAUGCCUCUGACUGCCUUUGAAGCGCAGCCCCCUGUGGCCCGCGGCCCCCUGAGCCUGGCUGUUGUGUGGUAUUUAUGCCCUCUUUGUCUGCCUGUUUCUAAGGAAAUGCAUGUGUGCCCUGAGCCGUGGUGAUCCUCCUGUCUGUGUCGUGAGCACAGGCAUUUGUGUCUGGUCUGUCCUCCCUGUUGAUUGGUCUGGCAUUUCCGAUAUUAAAAUGAUAAAAUAAA
Symphalangus syndactylus (siamang) is the source of this 1915-nucleotide messenger RNA. RefSeq names its product hippocalcin like 1 (gene HPCAL1). NCBI's taxonomy places the organism in Eukaryota, Metazoa, Chordata, Mammalia, Primates, Hylobatidae. Gene Ontology annotation, molecular function: calcium ion binding. The record is from RefSeq and is a predicted model, not a curated record.